CCGCUUCUACCGCCUAAAGGCUUUAGGAGUUUGACUCGGUAAGCGAUUGGAGGGGCAGCAUGCCUGUUGCAGAAGAAGCAUUUCGUAUCAUUCGGAAAAAGCGUUUUUAAAUCCUGUCAAGCAGCUCGUGACAAGACCCCAGUUCUUUAAUAUCGAAUUAAUGUAACUCAUUUUAUCGUGACGUUUUCCCUGUUAUGGCAAUUUUUGUAUUGUUUGUUGAACAUAUAUUGUUCUCCUCGUCUCACCAGAGUGAGCUUUAAUGCUUUCUAUAAGGAAUGAGGAAUUAGUAAUAGUUCGUCAGCAAAUCGAGUUCAUAAGCUUUAGUUGUCACUGCCUUAGUUGCCCUUUUUCCCCUACAACUCUCUACAAAAGGAUUUUAUAUCGCACAAUGAAAACAAUGGAUGGUAAUAUUUCAUCAAUGACAAGACACUGCUUCUUCUUGGUUUACGAUUCUAAGCGUAUUCUGCUGGCUCGAGAUGCGUACAUUGCGGCGGCGGUUAUCAACUGCAUCACACUGCUUCCCGCCAUUAUCUUGAACGUGCUACUGAUGAUGGCCAUGUACCGCUCGCCUGCUUUUCGGAAGCCGUCGACCCUUCUUCUGUACAGCCUAUCGUCUUCAGAUUUACUAAUUGGACUAAUCGUACAACCGGCGUAUAUCGCCAAGAAAGUGGGAGAACUCACAGACAACUUCAACCUUUAUUGUCAAAAUGCUUUUUUAAUAUACAACUUCGGGAAGGUCCUUACGGGUGUUUCUUUUCUAACUCUAACUCUUAUCUCUGUUGAUCGAUAUCUACUCGUAACUUCGGGUAUCGACUACCCGACGAAAGUUACGAAUUAUCGGGUUGGUUUUGUGAUUGCUUUGUCCUGGCUGUUUAUGAUUGCUAUAAUAAUAACUCAGCACUUCAUUCCUAAUCGUGCAACAGUAUUUAUAUUGAUCGCACUUUUGAUUGGCUCGUGCGUUGCUAUAACGACAAUUUGUUACGUCAUGGCCUUGCAUAAGAUAAGACGACAGAAGAAUGCGAUCAGGUUGGCCAGUGGUCCUAGAUCUCAGCUGCAAGCGAACACUGCGCGAUACAAAAAGUUUAUUAUUACCAUGAUAUGGGUGUUUGUGGUCUUCUUACUUUGUUAUACUCCUUAUAUGGUAGCGACAACUUUGGCUGCUGUAAUUGGCGAGACUGCGAGUAUCUGGUCAGCGGAGUCUCUGUGUGGAGUGAUUGCCUACUCCCAUUCGUGUUUAAAUCCCGCCAUCUUGUUCUGGAGAAUGGCCGAGAUACGAAAUGCUGGGAAAAACAUUCUAAUGCCAAAGUCAAAGAUCAAACUUAAAGAUCAAAGUCAAAUUUCAAUCCCGGACAAAACUGUUGAGACAAUUCCCAAAUUUGGAUGAAAAAAGAUGUUCAUAAUUCAGUUCCUAUCCUCUCCUCCCCCCUCAAAACAAUGUUGAAUUCAUGCUCACUCUUCUAGCAUCAAGUCAUACACGAUAUUGCUUUGUGGGGGGGAGGGGGAGAGGUAUAAACGUCUUAAGUUAACAAAUUGACCCCUCAACCGGCCCGUACCGGCUUUGAGAAGUACCCACAACCCAAAAAAUUCAUAAAUGCAAAAUAAACACAACAAGAUGAAGAUACCCAGGCAUCAGUCUAAGGGAUAAAUGGUCUUG
Molecule: messenger RNA, 1654 nt
Organism: Nematostella vectensis (starlet sea anemone)
Lineage: Eukaryota; Metazoa; Cnidaria; Anthozoa; Actiniaria; Edwardsiidae
Product: trace amine-associated receptor 8b
Exons: 1
Coding region: 260-1384 (374 amino acids)
Biological process (GO): G protein-coupled receptor signaling pathway
Cellular component (GO): membrane
Molecular function (GO): G protein-coupled receptor activity
Source: RefSeq, a predicted model, not a curated record